AUGUUGAAAGCACAGAAGGCCGACUACGAAGCUCAAAUCCAAGUAUUGAAGGAUGACAUGGAGAAGACUGAAAACGACAUGGCUGGUGCUAUAUCGAAUAUGAACCAAAAAGACAAAGACAAGCUUGAAGCUGAUGCUGAGAAUAUGAAUAGAAAGAAAGAUGCUCAAGAGAAGCAACUGGCUCAAUUGAAGGCUGACAAUGACAAUUUGACUAAAGCCAAAUCUAUUGUCGAUGCCAAAUUAGAAGACGCUGAAAGAGAAAAAGCUGCUCUUAACGAAGAAGUUGAAGCCGCAAAUGAGAAGUUGAGAAUCACUAAGAACGACUUGGGAAGAACCAAAGCCGAACUUGACCAACUCCAACAGAACUUUGACUAUUUCAAGAAGAAUGCCGACACCGAUGCUGCUGAUAAGAAGAAACUCAAUGGAACUGACAAAUUUGCGAAAGAAAAAGAAGCGAAGAAGUUGAAAGCAGAAAACGAUGAAAUUAAAGAGAAGGUGAAGAACUUGGCGAAUGACAGAUACCAACUUUCUUCUGAAAAGAAGAAGCUUCAAGACGAAUAUGACCAACUCAAUAACUCAGUCUUUGGACAUGAAGAUGAGACCAACAACUUGAAUGGUUCAAUCAAAAAGUUACAAAGAGACUUAGAAACAAACAACACUGAGUUGACUGAAUUAAGAGACAGAACGGCUAAAGACAAGAAGAAAAUAGCCGAUUUGGAACAACAAGUACAAGAUCUUGAAGAUAGACCAGUUGGGACUUCAAAUACUGAUCAAACUGAAGUCAUCAAGAGAGACAACCAAAUCGCUGAUUUGGAAAAGGCAGUUGCUGCGUUGAAAGAUCAGAACACUCAACUUGAUGCUGCUAAGAAGGAUAUGAAGAAGCAGUCUGUCGAAGACGCUUCGAAGAUUGAGAAUUAUGAACCACAGAUUAAUGCACUUGAAGCACAAAAGAAGAUGGCUUUGGACAACAAAGCGGAGGCUGAGAAGACUGCUGCUGACCAAUCUGAUAGAAGAAAGAAGAAAGAAUACUAA
Entamoeba invadens IP1 is the source of this 1032-nucleotide messenger RNA. RefSeq lists its product as hypothetical. The coding region runs from base 1 to 1032 and encodes 343 amino acids. The record is from RefSeq and is a predicted model, not a curated record. NCBI's taxonomy places the organism in Eukaryota, Evosea, Mastigamoebida, Endamoebidae. The transcript is spliced from 3 exons.